Messenger RNA from Funneliformis mosseae, 627 nucleotides. NCBI's taxonomy places the organism in Eukaryota, Fungi, Glomeromycota, Glomeromycetes, Glomerales, Glomeraceae. The record is from the annotation of a GenBank genome assembly.
GCCAUCCGAGACGCAUUGGGACUUUAUAAUAAGCAAAGGAAAAGAGUGAUGGCUAGUACCAAUUCAGCACAAUGUAUCCCAACACAUUUUAUCUCAACUGAUCCAAUGCCCCCUUCCAUGCUUCUCAAAGACUUAGAUUCAUCCGCUGAUUCUCGACUCAUUCCACAAGAUUUUAUUUCAGGAAUUACAGUACAAAGAAAACUUAAUAGAGUACACUUUGUGGUCUUCUUAAGUUCGUGUGGAAAUAAAGUAAUAGGAUACUCGCGAACAGGUAGGCUAUAUCCAGAACAAGAUCAUUUGGAGACUGAGCUCAAAACUCUUUUCAAUAAUAUGCCACGUCUUUGCCCCGAGAAUUAUGGACUUCCUCGUCUCAGUAAUUCAGAAGAAGAGCUAAAAAUUCUUGAAGCUUAUGGCGUCAAGGGAGGUACACUUAGUACUAGUAAUUCCAAAAUUUUAUUAACAUUCCCCAGAGUCUAUCUGGCCGGAGAGCUAUAUCUUCAUGGCAAAAGCCUGAAUUGGAUAUCUGGUCAAGCUAGAAAGAGUGGUGAUAGCACAGCUCUAGAAUUUCACAUAUUCGAUAUCUUCUUCCCUCAUGCUAAGCAAGCCGGACAUGAUAUGUUGAGCUGA